CCGCAGACCGGAAAGGCAAGGGAGAUUGAGGCCGGAGGGACGCCAUGUUGGUCAAGGGCAGUGCGCUGGCCCUUAAGGACUUCUUCAGAAGCCAGGAAAGCUCUAGCGUUUCCACAUAUUCCGGAAGCCUCUCUUGGCGUAGCACUGGAGAGCUUGCCCAUGGCGCCGCCCCUGGCCCCUCUCCCGGCGGAUGUACCCGGGGAGGCCGGGAGAGGGCCGACGAGAGAAAGCAGCCCCGGGGCCGUGAGCUUCGCGGACGUGGCCGUGUACUUCUCCCCCGAGGAGUGGGGCUGUCUGCGGCCCGCGCAGAGGGCCCUGUACCGGGAUGUGAUGCCGGAGACCUACGGCCUCUUGGGCGCGCUUGGAUUUUCAGGCCCUAAACCCGCUUUUAUUUCUUGGGUGGAAGGAGAGGUGGAGGCGUGGAGCCCGGAGGCCCAGGAUCCAGAGGGUGAGACCCCAGCAGCUGUCACCAGAGACAGGGGUAAGGUAACAGGAUCCAGGGAUGAGAGUGAAGAGAAAGAAGAACUGAAGAAGAGUCCAAAGCAAAAAGAGAUGGAGCAUGAGGAAGUGUCUCUCAAGAAGUGGUUACCAUCCAGCAGGCCAUCUGGUGCCAAUCACAGAGCCUCCUGCCCAGCGCUCUGCUGGAACUCAGGGCAGAGCCCAGUCAAGCCUUGGUUCAAGGACACCACGACCCGCAAAUCACCCUACUCUUGCCCAGACUGUGGCCGCAACUUCAGCUACCCCUCCCUCCUGGCCCACCACAAGCGGGUCCAUUCUGGGGAGCGGCCCUUCCCCUGUGACCAGUGCCAGGCUCGUUUCUCCCAGCGCAAGUACCUGCUCCAGCAUCAGGUCAUCCAUACAGGUGAAAAGCCCUACUCCUGCCCUGACUGUGGACGACGUUUCCGCCAGAGGGGUUCCCUGGCCAUCCAUAGACGGGCUCACAGCGGGGAGAAGCCCUACCCAUGCCCAGACUGCAAAAGUCGCUUCACUUACCCCUACCUGCUAGCCAUCCACCAACGCAAGCACACAGGCAAGAAGCCCUACAGCUGUCCCAGCUGCGGUCUCCGUUUUGCCUACAGCUCCCUGCUGGCUAUCCACAGGCGCACACAUACGGGCGAGAAGCCCUACCCUUGCCCAGACUGUGACCUCCGCUUCACCUACUCAUCUCUCCUCCUCAGUCACCAGCGCAUUCACUCUGACAGCCGGCCCUUCCCCUGUCCACAGUGUGGGAAAGGCUUUAAGCGCAGGUAUGCCUUGGAAGCCCAUCAGUGGGUCCACCGCUCUGGCAAGAGGCUGAGGUGGCGACGGCCUGCAGUAGGGCUCUCGGAGCCGAUCCUUGUUUUGGGAGGCCAGGAUCCCCCAGUUCAUUUCCGGUACUUUCCAGAUAUAUUUCAAGAAUGUGGGUGA
Odobenus rosmarus divergens (Pacific walrus) is the source of this 1407-nucleotide messenger RNA. RefSeq names its product zinc finger protein 785 (gene ZNF785). The coding region runs from base 160 to 1407 and encodes 415 amino acids. Gene Ontology annotation, molecular function: DNA-binding transcription factor activity; RNA polymerase II cis-regulatory region sequence-specific DNA binding. Gene Ontology annotation, biological process: regulation of transcription by RNA polymerase II. The record is from RefSeq and is a predicted model, not a curated record. The transcript has 3 exons. NCBI's taxonomy places the organism in Eukaryota, Metazoa, Chordata, Mammalia, Carnivora, Odobenidae.